This is a messenger RNA of Lycium ferocissimum, 1124 nucleotides long. Its product is annotated as dihydrofolate reductase-like. Bases 164 to 910 code for a protein of 248 amino acids. Lineage: Eukaryota; Viridiplantae; Streptophyta; Magnoliopsida; Solanales; Solanaceae. The transcript has 6 exons. The record is from RefSeq and is a predicted model, not a curated record.
UCGAAAGAUGAACCCGAUACCUUAAAGAUGCAUUCGCACCUACUUUUAUCUUCAAGAGAGUAGUUAGAUUCUUGAGUAUUAUGUAUAAAAACAUGUACUUUUUCUACUUCACCACAUAAUUUUGCCCUUCUUUGUGAGCCAAUUGUGUCUUUGUUGAUCCGAGAUGGGAGAGAUAGGAGAACAAAAGAUGAAGAUUCUUUGUUUGCAUGGAUUCAGAACUAGUGGGAAUUUCUUAAGGAAACAAAUAAGCAAAUGGGAUCCUUCUAUUUUUGCUCAUUUUGAAAUGGAUUUCCCAGAUGGAAUAUUUCCAGCAGGGGGGAAAUCAGACAUUGAGGGCAUAUUUCCACCACCAUAUUUUGAGUGGUUCCAGUACAAUGAGGAUUUUACAGAAUAUCAGAACUUAGAACAAUGCAUUUCACACUUGUGUGAGUACAUAACCAGCAAAGGGCCUUUCGAUGGUCUUCUCGGAUUCUCGCAGGGAGCGACUUUAUCAGCCCUUCUGCUAGGGUACAUGGAGCAGGGGAAGAUUCUGAAAGAGCACCCUCCAAUGAAACUAUUUGUAUCAAUAUCAGGUGCCAAGUUUAGGGACCCAAGUAUUUCUAACGUUGCAUACAAAGAUAUCAUUAAGGCUAAAUCAGUCCAUUUCAUUGGAGAGAAAGAUUGGCUCAAACUUCCUUCUCAAGAGCUUACAACAACUUUUGAGAAACCUCUCAUUAUAAGGCAUCCCCAAGGUCACACCGUGCCAAGACUAGAUGAAGCAGCUGUGGAAACAUUAAAAACAUGGACAAGGGGAAUUGCCCUCUCUUACUCACAGAGCAGUCUUGGUGAAGGACCAAUUGAAGCCUGCGAGCGUGUUAACAUUGAGAAUCUCGAAGAAGGCAAAAAGCUUAAGAAGCCCAAAAAUCUUUAGGAGGGUUGUCGUGCCAUGUUGAAAUCCAAAAGGUUCAAGAAUAAGAGUUUAUAAAUUGUCAAGAUAACUUUCUCUAGUACUUCGAUUAUCAUAAGAGUUGGUGGUAGUUCGUUAUUGUUUCAUUUUCAGACUGUUUUAUCAUGCUUUAUUUAGUAUCUUGCAUUGCUUCAUUACUUUUAUUAUUUCUUUUAUCGAACUGAUUUGGUUUGCCUUC